Molecule: messenger RNA, 7627 nt
Organism: Amoebophrya sp. A25
Lineage: Eukaryota; Dinophyceae; Syndiniales; Amoebophryaceae
Source: the annotation of a GenBank genome assembly
UUUUGGAUUGAGCCAGCUAUGUGUCGAGAACCAACACGCCGGGUUUUACUAGUAUUUUUAAGUGAGUGCUGGUAACGCUGACAAGAUCAGAAAUUUGACUAGUAGUAGUACACCAUCUUAUCCACAAGUUGUCAAAUAAUAUUGAGAGUAACAACUACACACAACUGCUCGUCAAAAAGAGAGAAGCAACACCAACAAGAUGCGGCUUUGGAGCACGGGCACCAGUCUGGCCUUGCUUUUGCUUGGCACUUCCACCAUAAUAUCUGUCGAAGCCGUGGAUCACUCCAAGUUUCGAACAUGUGCCCAAGGCUCCUUCUGCCGAAGGUAUCGGAACUGGGUGGAGCUGAUGAAAAAUCCAGACUAUGGCUACUACAAAUGGGAAGUGGUCAAAGGAGCCCAUGGAGACCGAGAAGAACACUCCAAAAAGACAGGCAGCUUUGUUUUGAGCAAUACGGGAGAAAAACAUGGCACACUACAGCUGAAGCUGACAUUCUACAAUUAUGGCUUUUUUUUAAUCUUAUCCAUCAAUCUCCUGAGGCAUGGGCAUCCAUCCUGCAGAGGCUUUUUCUUUUUAGAAGGGGAAAAGUCGAAGCAGCCAGGAUGCAUCAGCGUGGUAUCAAGAUGGGUAAGCAUAAGGGUGAGCUCGUUCUAAUACAAGUCUGGAGGAGUAGGGUUCAAAUUGACGGAGUUGAAUCCUUUGUACCCAAGAUACGAAAUUCCUGCUGGAGAUGUCAUCGUAGCAGGGUCGAACGAGGAGAUGCCAAGCGAACAAGUUCAAUAUAUUAAGAAAGGAUCACCAAGAACGUUGAGAUGGAGUUACACGAGUUUGUCUUCACUCUUUUUCAAAAGCUUUCGCUAUUAUCGCUCUGGCUCAUCUUGCUCUGAAGUUCUACAUUGUCCUUCAAGACACGACUAAAUAAUCUUAAUUGUAUGGUAUUGAUGAAGUUGUGCUGCGUCAGUGGUCGUAAAAAAUGCUAAUGAAAAUGAAGAUGAAGGUGGUGCAACGGAAGGUAACCCGCAAGAUGGAGCAGGCGCCAAAGCAUCGAUCUGGAAAUGGCAAUCAAAGAAUGUUAAGGCCACUCUAGUUUUGCACCUCAUACUAUAAUACAUACUUUGGCAUACUUUGGUUUUCGUUUUGCACCUUAUAUAUACUAUAAUAUUAUAGGCUUAGGCUUACUUAGUUUGGCUUUACUUAGGAUGAUUUUCUCACGGAUGUCAUCGUGGCCAAAAGAAGCUAGUGACCACCAAUAAUUUACUAGAUCUCUUCUUGGUACUACUAUCUAACUACUCUUCUUUUUUCCAACAUUACCAUCUUCAUCGUCACCAUUCCCACCCUCUAAAUCAAGCGACCACAUCGAAGCCAAACUAGAGUGGAGUCCUCUGGUCCUUACAGUCGGGAUCAACGGCCAGACCUACGCGACAGUGAACAGGAGGAAUUUCCUCAAUUUCGAAAUUUACCGAUCUCAGACUGUGGUUAACAAGAACGUCUUUCCAGAGCAUGAGCAUGCUGUUAUGAUCUGAGUUUGGUCGAUCAUGACGAUGACCAAUCAUCUAGUACUACCAUUGAGUCAAGAAUAUGAAUUCUAGCUCUACCUCUUCGUUCCUCUAGUACUUAUGCUUAAUUUGUUAUGAAUGAAUUAGAAUUCCACCUAAAUAAAAGAACCACGUGGUCAUUUCUUACCACUACAUGGUUGUAUCUCGGUUAGUGUACAACCGAGUCAUCCACCACCAUCACAUCUAACAGGCACAAGGUUGUUGUGAAAGGUGGUACUUGGUAGUGAGUUCCAAACCACCAAUGUAAGUACCUAUAUUACCAGUAGUACCGACACUGAGUCACCCACCACCACAUGUAACAGACACAAGCUGAUCUAAGUAACACCCAUGUAACACCCUAUCAUCUGACACCCAUGUAUCACCCUAUCUCGGCUUACCACCACAUCUAACAGACACAAGCUGAUCUUUGAUUCGGCGAACCACCGACACGUGGACGAAGAGGGUCUCUGGGCUGAGAAUUUCCAUGCGCAUCGCGACCCUAAGCCUAGGGGUCCAGCGGCUUUGGGCGUCGAUAUCACCUUCAACGGGAAUGUUCAACACGUUUUCGGACUCCCAGAGCACGCGGACGACUUGAGCUUAAAGGAUCAUGGGUAUGGGGUGAAAAUAACAGAGUAUUUCGAUAAUGCUCAGAUGGAUCAUAAGGAAAAAGAUCAUUCAAUUAAGAUAAGAUGAAAACUACACAGGACUUCUGAUGAAUCAAGUGACCACCAAUUCAAAACUCUAAUCCCGGAACGAGCCCUACCGCCUAUUCAAUCUCGAUGUUUUCGAGUAUGAACUCAAUUCGCCAAUGGCGCUGUACGGUGCGGUGCCGAUGAUGUGGGGCUACGAGCAGAGUAGAAACACAGUCGCAGGUGUACUCUGGAACAACCCAUCUGAAACUUUUGUCAAGAUCGAUGGACAUAAUGAAAAUCAAGGCAAUACGUGGUUCGGCGGCGGAAAGAAAGAGUCGAUGAAGGGAUUUGAUACAUGGUAUUUCUAUUUGUAUUAAAAGAUGCUUCUAAAUAAUUCGGAGAAAAGACAUGAUGAAACUGAUGAAAGGAUUUGAUACAUGGUAAGUGGGAACUAAUUUCAGUUAGUGGGACCUCUAGCUCUAACAGCAUGUCAGUGUAGGUACGACUUUCUGCUCGUGGGACUAGCAGUCAACAAGAAGAUGAAGAUAUCUCCUUCAUCAAUUUCUUGAAACAUCUUUUCCUCCUUAGGAUUUCUUAAUAAUCUACCCGUACACCUUGAAUCGACCUUGAAAUACCCCUACCGACCACAGGUGGGUCUCCGAGAGCGGCAUUAUGGAUGUGUAUUUUUUUCCUGGUCCAACGGCUUCUGCGGUUUCGAACCAAUUUCACAUCCUAACCGGUAUGCCUGCCAUGGCUCCCGUAUUCUCCCUAGGAAAACACCAAUGCAGAUGGAACUACAAAAGCCAAGAUGAUUUGUUGGAGGUACCGCUACAGGACUCUCUGGCACAAAAUGAAGAUGUUUGUUGAUGAUCUUUCUUAGACAUUUUUUGUAUCCUUGUUGAUGUUAUCCAAGUCCACUAAUAUCGCUUGGCCUGUCUUUCUAUCAGUAUCACCCCCUGCAAGGUCCACGAUAAAUUUGAAUCCUACGAUAUCCCGUACGAUGUGAUUUGGCUGGACAUCGAACAUACGGAUGGAAAGAGGUACUUCACCUGGGACCACCACCAUUUCCAAGACCCUAAAAUGAUGACGGACAAGCUGACUGCACAAGUUAAGUCUUGUCUCCGUGAACGUAAUUCAUUAAUUCAUCUCAAGAAACAUCUUAUUUUGACGCAUUUAAUUUUGUUGAUGAACAAGAACUACAAAAACAAAGCGUGUCAUCAACAAUGGACUUCGACGAAGGUGCAUUUCUUGGAUAAGCUCACUCUAAGCAAAGACGAAAGUUAGUCACCAUCGUUGACCCGCAUAUCAAAAAGACUGAUGAUUAUUCAGUCUACACGCAACUCCGCGACGCCAAGGUGUUAACAGAAAAGCGCUCUUGGGCUUUUUCCGAGAAGGAGAUUGUUGUCAAUUAAGGACUUUUGCCACGUCACUACAUUCUUACACAUACAAUACUGGACUUGUUUUCCAAUAGGAAAGAAGUCACCGUCAGAGUGAGAAGAUGGUUUGAAGAAUGCAAUGUAGUUGCAGCCCCUAAGUCAAGAAGGAAGGAGCGGAAGAAAUUCCCCAGUUUAUCAAGGAUGCCAGUGUGACAGGUCCUCCCGCAGACUACAAUCCCCAAGAAGAUGGAGCCUGGGAACAUCCACUCUUAAGGCUGAGAAGCAUCACUUGAUGUGCGUUGAGUUCUUUCUCGUAGCACUUGAAUAGGAAUUAUAGAUACAACGACUUCAACAUCUGUUUAAGAUCAUACAUAAUUCUAAUCCUCGUCGCCAACCCCGCGUGGCAGCCGCCUCGCAAGGAGAGAACGAUUGACUAUGCUAAUUCCGAAGUCUCUACGUUCGAGGGCUGGUGCUGGCCCGGACAGAGCGUUUAUCCAGACUUCACGAACCCUAAAAUGCGAAGCUUGUGGUUAUGAGAUACGGUUUUCAUUUUCUUGCUUUUGCCUCUUAAUCUUGUUAAAUCUCUACUACUACUUCCCCAGCCCCGCCAAGUUUUGCUCUCGUUGAAGUUCACUUGCUUCUAGACUUGUCGCGUUCGAGAAGUAAACAUGUCCAGUACAACCUCCUCACUCUCUAAUCUCAUAGUCCUAGUCGUCACACUCUUUCACUUUCUCAAACUUCCUUCCCUCCACAACCACCUCUCUCUUCAUACCCUAGCAGUAACUUUGCCUUAUCCCAGUUUCCGGGAAGCACUUUGGACACCUAUACGUGGAACGAUAUGAAUGAACCUAGUGUCUUCAAUGGCCCUGAAAUUAGUGCGCCCAGAGACGCCGUGCACAUGGGAGAUGUCGAGCAUCGAGAUGUCCACAAUUUGUACGGAAUGUAUGUUCAUCGUGCGACCUUUGAAGGGCAUGUGGCGCAUAAGGAAGGGAGGAGGUAAUAAUAUAGAUGCAUAUAAUGUUUCCUCUGGUCUAUACUCAAUAGGUAGAGUUGUUCUAAGUGUUGUACGUGGUUGUCCAUGUUUAUUCAUAGGUAGAGUUGUACGUGGUUGGUGUGGUCGCACAACUGGCUGCAAGAAGCAGUAGAAGUCCAUGCGAUGCCGAAUCUCAGCUAUCAUAAGUAAGUACACAUAAUCAUAACUAGAUAGCAAUAUCGAUCAAGGCUGAAGAGUAGUUCUCUCCAAAUUGACACCCUUCCUAUCCCAACCUCAAUCAAACAGACCUUUCGUUCUCUCGCGUUCGUUCUAUACUGGAAGCCAUCGUUGGGGAGCUAUCUGGACAGGAGACAACCUGGCAGCUUGGUCUCAUCUCACGAUUUCAGUACCCAUGGUCCUGUCCCACGCACUUGGAGGAAUCAGUUUUAUUGGUACAAGAACUAAGUAUUCUUUACUAUUACUUUUUAUUACUUUUUGUCUUCAAUCAUAAAGAAACUAAAUACUUUUUAUUACUACUUUUUUUCUUCAUCUCUUAUUCUUUCAGAUUCAGUUUCCUUAUUUACUUUUUCUCAAUGAUCUAGGUGCUGACGUUGGAGGAUUUUUCAAGAACCCGGAUCCAGAACUGAUGGUCAGAUGGUAUCAGUUCGGCGCUGUCGCCUAUCCAUUUUUCCGCAAUCAUGCCCAUAUUGAGACUGCUAGAAGGGAGCCCUAUUUGCUGCAAAAAGCGAAUCUGUUGUUGGUGAAACAGUUAUGUUGAAAGGAUAAGUGUCUCUCUCUCUCUUGUACAACUGACUAUGAUGUUUCGGUCGUCUUCUUGCCCACAAGGAACCAGAUCAACAAUUAUGAUUGCUUUCUUUAUUCUCUCCCUCUACUCCUCCCUAGUACAUCUUCUACAUCUUCUCCUCCCUACAUCUUCUCCAUCUUCUCCUCCCUACAUCUUCUCCUUCCCGCCCGUCCGCCUUCAUUUCCCGCCAUCCGAUUGAGGUAUCAGAUUUUGCCUUACUACUACACGUUGUUCCACCAGUAUCACACAGAGGGGACGGCUAUUAUUCGACCACUCUGGCACGACUUUGGUUCGGACUCGAAGGUUUUCUUGCCAGAAAACCUCAACUACGAACUAAUGGUGGGAGAUGCGCUGUUGACGCGCGUCGUAGACAAGCCGAAUCAGGUCGAAUGGAAGGUGUAUUUGCCAGGCGGAGGAGAUGUUAUGAAGCUUGUUGUAUAUAAUUUGAAACAGUGCCUCGAUCGUCUGGCAUCAUGGAUUCGGCACUAUCGUCCAUAUCUACUUGGCAUCAAGUACUUGCUGUUAUCUACAACUUCUAAUCCGCACAUCUCCGGUAGUUCCGCUCCCAUGUGGUACUGCUGGUACACUUUCGAACCGCUGAAGGGUGGCGCAAGCUACGCCUUCGACGUCCGUGGGAAUGUGCCUUUGGUCGUCAAAGGUGGGUCUAUGGUGCCGACCAAAUUCCGUCAACGACGCUCCGCAGCCCUCCAAAAGCGGGAUCCGUUUACGCUGAACUUCUUCGUGGACCCACAGAGCGGAACCGCGAGUGGCAAAAUCUACGUCGACGACUACGAUUCGAUGGAAACGCCUAGCAGUUUGAUGGAGUUACGAAAUGCAAUUUCUGCGUCUUGAACGUCUUCACUGGUGUUUGAUAUUAAUAUCACACAGUAACAUAACUGCCUCCAUGUUCGUUGAUUGAAAAUGCACAUAACACAUAAGUACCUAAUCCUUAUCCAACGUCUAUUUCGGUGAACAUGCGAAAUGCAAUUUGUGCGUCUUCACGGUGUUUAAUAUCACACAGUAACAUAACUGCCGUACAAGAAACACGAAAUGCAACUUGUGCGUCUUGAAGACUGGUGUUUAAUUAUAUCACACAGUAUUAACAUAAGUAACUGCCGUACAAGAAACUAAUUUCGGAUGUAGUCAUCUAAGGUUUGAUCGUAGUAGGUAUGACAAAAGCCACCUAUUCUUUUUUUUCUAAUAUCCGCAAGAAUUGACGUCCACCGUAAGAAGGAUGAGCAAGACACAAGUCUUCUUCUCGCUACUUUGAGUGGAAAAGUAGUGAAAAGCCAUCGAAUUGCAGAACUAGAGGGCGUCCUUGGCGCAACUGGAUCAGGCAACCAAGGUCUCUUAGUCGAACGCAUUGUGGUGUGCGGCAUGGGCUCAGAACGAGUACACGCUUUGAGGCAAGUCGAAGUGCAGUAUGCUGGUGGAGAAGGAAAUUAUGUUGAAUAAAUUAAAAUUGGUUUUGGCUUUCAACAGAGGCCUCAAGAACUCUUCUGCUCAAUGAUCCUUGUGAGUGAAUUUGUUCAUUAACCACGAAAUGAAAAACACUAUUGCUAUCAGACUAGUGGCUAGGCAGAGAACAGGUUCUCUGUGACUCAUCUCAAAUUGAUUACUUCCUUCCUAAUCUUCACUGGCAUUUGCUAUCCGACAUGCACAGAAAGUUGUAAUUAUAAGCCUAGCACCCCAACCUCUAAGCUGCAGUCGAGCCUUUGGAGUUCCGAGUCGACCUAGCAGACGUGGUGAUCAUCAAGCUCCCAAAGGUAAGAGUGGAUAAGGACUGGACGAUUCGCCUGACUAGUGAGGAGACAGAAGGGUGGAUGGAAAGGGUGAUAUGAGAAGAUCAGGAUAGAGAUGGAGAUACCCUCUGGAUGGAGGAAACAACCAUGUUGAGAAGAAUGGACAAUAAAGAUGGGGGUGUUGCAUGUGAAUGUAAGUAACUACCAGCAAGCGCAACCCACGAGAAUAAGGGAGGUGGUAGUACCAAUAUUUGUUUCUGUGAUGUGUUAUGAAAAAUAUGGGUCGUAAGCCUAAGCUUUCACAAUCGACCCGAUUUUUUAACAUAAGCAAUUUCAAAGACAGAAAACAUGAUAAGUACUCAAAAGACCAAUUUGAUACCGAAAGCAUUUCAAUAUCAUUUUCAAGGAGAUUCGAGAAUAUACCUCAGAGUAGUAUGUUAACUAGCAACGCAUUCCAAAAGAAUGUUAAUAACGUUGUAGCACGACAUACGCACGCGAAAAGCUCUAAGAAUCUUCUUCUGAAGACCGACAUACGCAUCCGAAGGCGUACAGGAUCCUAGAAAUUU